Molecule: messenger RNA, 261 nt
Organism: Spirometra erinaceieuropaei
Lineage: Eukaryota; Metazoa; Platyhelminthes; Cestoda; Diphyllobothriidea; Diphyllobothriidae
Source: the annotation of a GenBank genome assembly
AUGGGCAUCGCUGCACUCAGCGAGACCCGCUUCUCAGAACAAGGCCAACUGGAGGAGGUUAGUACCGGCUACACCUUCUUCUGGAGUCGUCGGCCCAGGGCAGAGCGACGAGACGCGUGUGUCGCCUUCGCCAUCCGGAAUGACAUCGUGGGACGACUGCCCCAUCUGCUGCUGGGCAGCAACGCUCGCCUGAUGAGCCCCCAUCCGUCUCUCGGGGGAGGCAAAUACGCCACUUUCAUCAGCAUCUACGCUCCCCGAUGA